Molecule: messenger RNA, 1990 nt
Organism: Oenanthe melanoleuca
Lineage: Eukaryota; Metazoa; Chordata; Aves; Passeriformes; Muscicapidae
Gene: HPD
Product: 4-hydroxyphenylpyruvate dioxygenase
Exons: 14
Coding region: 309-1490 (393 amino acids)
Biological process (GO): L-tyrosine catabolic process
Cellular component (GO): endoplasmic reticulum membrane; Golgi membrane
Molecular function (GO): 4-hydroxyphenylpyruvate dioxygenase activity
Source: RefSeq, a predicted model, not a curated record
CCCUGUGGCCCCGGCACACUCGGGGCAGGGGUUUGGCUGUGGGGUCAGCAGGGUCCCAGCCCUCCCAAGCCUCACGUGCUGCAGCCACCCUCGCCACCCUCCGCGUUCAGCCCGCGGUGCCACCGCCGGGACCCCGUGACACGGCCCCGGUGCCAGGCUGGGGCAGCUCCGGCCCAGAGCAAACACAUCCCUGGGUUGGUGGGGGCAGAAGGUGGGGCCGAGGAGGAGCCUCCCCCUCCCGCUGUUAUAUUGGAAGCCUUCCCGUUGUCGAGCUCUCUUUGCUCCUGUCACAUCGCCUGGUCACAAAAAUGACGUCCUACACAGACAAGGGAGAAAAGCCCCAACGAGGCCGCUUCAUCCAUUUCCACUCCAUCACCUUCUGGGUCGGCAAUGCCAAGCAGGCUGCAUCCUACUACUGCAACAAGCUGGGCUUCGAGGAGCUGGCGUACCGGGGGCUGGAGACCGGCAGCAGGGAGGUGGUGUCACAUGCUGUCAAGCAGGACAAGAUCGUGUUUGUUUUCUCAUCCGCUCUGAACCCCGGGAAUGAGGAGAUGGGGGAGCACCUGGUGAAGCACGGCGAUGGCGUGAAGGACGUCGCCUUCGCAGUGGAGGACUGUGACUUCAUCGUGCAGAAAGCCAAGGAGCGCGGUGCUGUGGUGGUGAAGGAGCCGUGGGUGGAGCAGGACAAAUUUGGGAAGGUGAAGUUUGCAGUGAUCCAGACGUAUGGUGACACCACCCACACCUUAAUAGAAAACAUCAACUACAAGGGCCUGUUCCUCCCUGGGUACCACCCUCCCCUCUUCAAGGACCCCCUGCUGCCCAAGCUACCAAGCACCAAGCUCAGCUUUGUUGAUCACGUUGUGGGGAACCAGCCUGACCUCCAGAUGGUCCCAGUUGCAGACUGGUACCAGAAGAACCUGCUCUUCCACCGCUUCUGGUCAGUGGAUGACAAGCAGCUGCACACCGAGUUCAGUGCCCUGCGCUCCAUCGUGGUCACCAACUAUGAGGAGACCAUUAAGAUGCCCAUCAAUGAGCCAGCACCUGGCAAGAAGAAAUCCCAGAUUCAGGAAUACAUUGAUUACUACGGAGGGGCUGGAGUCCAGCACAUCGCACUGAACACCCCUGACAUCAUCACAGCAAUCACCAACCUGAAGCAGAGGGGCAUGCAGUUCAUGGAUGUGCCCUCCAGCUACUACCAGAUGCUGCGGGAGAGGCUCAAAACUGCCAAAAUCAAAGUGAAGGAGAACAUUGACAAGCUGGCGGAACUGAAAAUCCUGGUGGAUUUUGAUGAAAAAGGCUACUUGCUCCAGAUCUUCACCAAACCAGUUCAAGACAGACCCACGGUGUUUCUGGAGGUGAUCCAGAGGCACAACCACCAGGGCUUUGGUGCUGGGAACUUCAAGUCUCUGUUUGAAGCCAUAGAAAUGGAUCAGGAUGCCAGAGGAAACCUGACAGUCCUGGAGCCCAACGGGGAGACCAAGCGGAUGUAGAGGAUGGCAGCAGGUGCCACCUUCAUCCCUAAGGAGCUGAAUCCUAAAUGAACUGGGAAACACACAGUGUUUUGGUAAAUAACCCAGACUUGAGUGCCACAAAGGCAGGGAAGCCACUGCCAAGCUGGACAAUGUGACAGGACCCAACACCUCUCCCAGCCCAGCCCUGGCACUGCCCUUCGGUGACUUCCUGGGAAACGGGGUGUGGGAAAUAGCAAACACACUCUCAAAAAGCAGCUUAAUCUGAUCCAAACCAUGGAAUUCUUAACAAAGGGCAGAUUUAAGACAUACAGCUACAGAGGAAGACAGAAGAAACAACUGGGAGUGCUCAAAUUUAGUCUAUCCAAAGUUUUAAUUUUAGCUACACAGGAAGCUGCGAAAGCACGGAGGCGUUUGCCUCUCUGCUCAUCUCCUUUUGUAAGAUUUUGGUUUAAUUGCUUUUAGACUCAAUCUUGACUUUGAAUUUGCUGAGAAUAAACAUGGUUUUAGGGUAGCUCCAA